This is a messenger RNA of Vitis vinifera (wine grape), 834 nucleotides long. RefSeq lists its product as uncharacterized. The coding region runs from base 1 to 834 and encodes 277 amino acids. The transcript has a single exon. The record is from RefSeq and is a predicted model, not a curated record. NCBI's taxonomy places the organism in Eukaryota, Viridiplantae, Streptophyta, Magnoliopsida, Vitales, Vitaceae.
AUGAGAGGGGGAGCUGAUCAAACAUUGUUCAUUAGAAGAAAUGAUGAAGUGUUCUUGGUAGCACAAAUCUAUGUGGAUGACAUUGUGUUUGGCUCUACCUCCAGUGAGUGCGCUUUAGAUUUUGCCAAAGAGAUGAAAAGUGAGUUUGAGAUGAGCAUGGUAGGAGAAUUGACCUAUUUUCUUGGUUUCCAAGUGAAACAACUCAAGGAUGGGAUUUUCCUAUCCCAAUCCAAGUCCGCAAGGGAACUUGUCAAAAAGUUUGGGCUUGAGUCAACUAAACAUUUUAGGACACCAAUGCCAACCAACCUAAAGCUAAGUAAGGAUGAAUCCAGGAAAGGGGUAGAGGAAACAUUGUAUAGGAGCAUGAUUGGUAGUCUCUUAUACCUCACUGCUAGUAGACUGGACAUAGCUUUUAGUGUUGGAGUGUGUGCUAGGUAUCAGGCAUGUCCUAAGGAAUCUCAUCUCAUAGCUCUUAAGCGUAUCAUUAGGUACAUUGCUGGUACUUUAGAGUUGGGUCUUUGGUAUCCAUUUGACACUCAUUCUGAUGUAGCUUGCUACACUGAUGCCGAUUGGGCUGGAAAUGUGGAUGAUAGGAAAAGCACUUUAGGUGGUUGUUUCUACAUUGGAAAUUGUUUGGUUGCUUGGAUGAGUAAGAAGCAAAACUCUGUUUCGCUUUCCACAGCUAAAGCAGAAUACAUUGCUGCCGGUAGUUGUUGUUCCCAGCUUUUGUGGAUCAAGCAAAUGUUGAGAGACUAUGGGAUUGAUCAAGGAACCAUGGUAGUGUUUUGUGACAAUACUAGUGCAAUCAACAUCUCCAAGAACCCAUCAAUCUAG